This is a messenger RNA of Erpetoichthys calabaricus (reedfish), 2443 nucleotides long. Its product is annotated as gastrula zinc finger protein XlCGF26.1-like. Bases 59 to 1963 code for a protein of 634 amino acids. The transcript has 2 exons. NCBI's taxonomy places the organism in Eukaryota, Metazoa, Chordata, Cladistia, Polypteriformes, Polypteridae. The record is from RefSeq and is a predicted model, not a curated record.
UGAUUCCUGUUCUUUUCACAGAGAAAAAGAAAAAGCUGCUGUUUGCUGGAACAUCUCAAUGGAUAUGAAACAGGACACCUGUGAUGUGGACACAAAUAUCAUGGAGAAAACUGUAAAUAAUAAGGAGGAUGACUGUGAGUGGAAGUCCAUCUACCUUAAACAGGAAAGUCUGAGCAUUAAGAAGGAGGACAGUGAACUGCAGCCAGGGGGCAUUAAAGAAGAACCUGAGGAGAAGUCUGUCAGUAUUGAAACACAUAACCGUACAAAUAUGGACAGUGUAAAAGAAGACAACCUUCAAGAUGGAGUGGUGACCAGGUUAGACUCUUCUCAUAGCAGACACUGUUCAUCUCCAGAGCCUUCUAUCAAUGUGAAGUCAGAAUCAUUAGAGUCUGAACCAAAGAGGGCUGAGGAAACUACAUCUGUUAGAGCUCAGAAAAAUAAGCGACCACCUUCAAAGAAGUCUGGAAAAAGAAAGAAAGAUCACUGCAGUAUGGAAUGUGGCAGAGAAUUCUCUAACAGGAGUGCUCUUCAGAAACACACGAGAGUUCACACUGGAGAGAAGCCAUAUUGCUGUAAUGCAUGUGGUAAACAGUUUUCAGACACGAGCAGUCUUCAGAGACACACAAGAGUUCACACUGGAGAGAAGCCAUAUUGCUGUAAUGAAUGUGGUAAACAGUUUUCACGUAUAAGCUGUCCGAAGGCCCACACUAGAGUUCACACUGGAGAGAAGCCAUAUUGCUGUACUGAAUGUGGUAAACAGUUUUCAGAGACGAGCAGUCUACAGAAACACACAAGAGUUCACACUGGAGAGAAGCCAUAUUACUGUAAUGAAAGUGGUAAACAGUUUUCACAAAAAGGCCAUCUUCACAGACACAUGAGAGUUCACACUGGAGAGAAGCCAUAUUGCUGUAAUGAAUGUGGUAAACAGUUUUCAGUGACGAGCAGUCUACAGAAACACAAGAGCGUUCACACCGGAGAGAAGCCAUAUUUUUGUAAUGAUUGUGGUAAACAGUUUUCACGGAUGGACAGUCUUCAAAUACACACGAGAGUUCACACCGGAGAGAAGCCAUAUUGCUGUAAUGAAUGUGGUAAACAGUUUUCACGUAUAAGCAGUCUGAAGGACCACACUAGAGUUCACACUGGAGAGAAGCCAUAUUGCUGUAAUGAAUGUGGUAAACAGUUUUCAGUGACGAGCAGUCUACAGCAACACACUAGAGUUCACACCAGAGAGAAGCCAUAUUGCUGUACUGAAUGUGGUAAACAGUUUUCAGUGACGAGCAGUCUACAGAAACACAAGAGCGUUCACACCGGAGAGAAGCCAUAUUUUUGUAAUGAUUGUGGUAAACAGUUUUCACGGAUGGACAGUCUUCAAAUACACACGAGAGUUCACACCGGAGAGAAGCCAUAUUGCUGUAAUGAAUGUGGUAAACAGUUUUCACGUAUAAGCAGUCUGAAGGACCACACUAGAGUUCACACUGGAGAGAAGCCAUAUUGCUGUACUGAAUGUGGUAAACAGUUUUCACAAAAAGGCCAUCUUCACAGACACAUGAGAGUUCACACAGGAGAGAAGCCAUAUUGCUGUAAUGAAUGUGGUGAACAGUUUUCAGAGACGAGCAGUCUACAGAAACACACAAGAGUUCACAGUGGAGAGAAGCCAUAUUGCUGUACUGAAUGUGGUAAACAGUUUUCACAAAAAGGCCAUCUUCACAGACACAUGAGAGUUCACACUGGAGAGAAGCCAUAUUGCUGUAAUGAAUGUGGUAAGCAGUUUUCACAGACGAGCAGUCUACAGAAACACAUGAGAGUUCACACCGGAGAGAAGCCAUAUUUUUGUAAUGAUUGUGGUAAACAGUUUUCACGGAUGGACAGUCUUCAGAUACACACAAGAGUUCACAACAGAAUAAAAAAGUUAGCAGUUCAAAAAUCAGUCCAGAAAAAAAAGAACCUUUCAGGACUCGAGUGACGUUCAGUCAUGUCCUGAAAGGUAAGCAAACUAAACUAUUGUUGAUAAAUGAAUCUCAUAGAGAAGCCAUAUUGCUGUUUGGAAUGUGGCAAACAAAUCUGUCAGAGCAGUACACUUCAGAGACGGACCAGAAUUCACACCGGAGAGAAAUACAACUGAACUGUUCUGACUAAAGAGUGAGGUUCACUCCUGCCUGGAUAGUAAGCACAUGGAGGAGAAAUAGAAGUUUAUAUCCUUUUUCCUUUUCCAGAAACAAAAUAAAGAACAGGGCGUCACAAAAACGGCUUCUCGCCAAAGCCCCUACAGCCUCCACUGUGUGCCUAGCUCUGUUUUCAUAACAUACGUAUUACAUAUAGAACUGUUUACAAUAUAUUAUACACAUUUCAUCAAAAAAAAGAAAAAAAAACACUUUACAAUGUACAUAACCUCACACAGUAAAUAUUAGUUCAGCUUUAUAUUAUAUAUUUUGCUAUUUUAAUA